This is a messenger RNA of Iphiclides podalirius (scarce swallowtail), 705 nucleotides long. NCBI's taxonomy places the organism in Eukaryota, Metazoa, Arthropoda, Insecta, Lepidoptera, Papilionidae. The record is from the annotation of a GenBank genome assembly.
AUGGCGAAGCAAUUUUCAGCUUCAAAACUGCCGCAGUUACUUCUGUAUAAAGCGGACGCCAGUCCACCAUCGUGCGCAGUCAGGAUGCUGGGAGAUAUUCUCGGUCUGCACUUUGAUUUCAAGGAACCCAAACUUCUCGCUUUGGAACAUAAGACCCCCAACUUCAGGAAGAUAAAUCCUAUGGGUACAGUUCCGGUUCUACAAGAUGGGGAUUUUGUGGUGUCUGAAAGCCACGCGAUAAUGCUGUACCUGGUCGGGGAAUACGGCGGCCGCCACGCGCAGCGGUUGUACCCGCUCGACGUGCGCGCGCGCGCCCUCGUCGACCAGUGCCUGUACUUCGACGCGUCCGUCAUGUUCCACCGUGUCAAGUCCGUUGCGCUGCCGACGUUGCUACACGGCUUGCCGGGGCCGACGUCAAAGGACUUUGAAGGCAUCGAGGAAGCGUACUCCGUGACGGAGGCGUAUUUGGAGAAGAACAGCUACGUGGCUGCGGACCAUAUGACUUUGGCUGACCUCUCUAUAAGUACAACUACCGCAGCAGCCCACCUCAUUCAUAAUCUGGACGCUAACAGAUUUCCACGUACUGCGGACUGGCUUUCUAGAAUGUCCAAUGAAGAGUCCUUUAAAAAAAUCACCGAACCAGGAAUGACAUUGCUGAAUAAGCUGUUAAAUGUUCGAUGGAAAAGAAAUAAAAAUUUAAAUAAA